Messenger RNA from Striga asiatica, 807 nucleotides. The record is from the annotation of a GenBank genome assembly. Lineage: Eukaryota; Viridiplantae; Streptophyta; Magnoliopsida; Lamiales; Orobanchaceae.
CCAAUGCAUCGUUUAUGUCAGAAAUUCCAAUCGCUAACCUAAAAAUCUGUUCCCGGUUCUCUCCAACUUCUACACCCAAGUUUCACUGGAGCCAAAAGUUGACUAAAUAGGAUGGACUCCAACGGGAGCGGCAAUAUCCCUACCUCUCUUCGGGACUACGGCGGCGGAAACCAUCACCACCAUUUCUUUUUUAUAUCACCACUCUGCCCAUUUCACCAUUCAAUUUUGCACCCACAAAAUCACUGGCCAUUGUGUAACUUUUCUACUUGUUAUCCCGCCUCUCCGAAUCCACAUCUCAACUUUCUGUGUACUCACCGCCAUGAAGAAUCAAAAUUGAUCGAGGAUGAGACCAAGGAGCUGGAAAUUGAGCAAGAUGAUGAACCGAUUUUCGUUCUAACCGACGAAUGGAAGGACUUAUUUGCAAAAUCUGAGGCCAAAAGGAGACUAGAAACGGUCUAUGAAGGGCAAGAAUUAGAAGAGGAACUUCCUCAGGCAGCAAUUGACAUCUCAAGGGUUGUGGGUUCUUUGUACCAAUUGGGGCUCUCCCCUCACCACCCGGGAGAUGAAGCGUCAUUAAGCCACUGGAAAAUGUCGGACACUCUGAGAGACGGAGAAAGGGGCGGCUUCGGCAGUAGCCAUGGCCGCGACAGGUAUAGUGGAGCCGAAGUGGGUGCCGAUGAUGAAGCUCUCUCAGCCGGUCCAAGGUGGUAAGAUCAAAUCCCUUGAGCAGAUCUGCCUACACUCGCUCCCGAUGACCAGAUCAUAGACACUGGUGGAACCCUUCCUCAAGGACGAGGUGAUGAAGAU